AUGGUGGCUGCCCAGGUACCUGUUUGUGUGCGCGCCUCGCAGCGCCUGCGUCGCGGCUGCUCCAGGAGAGCCACGUGCUGCGUGGGGCUCCUGUGUGAAGAUCCUGUCCGGCCACGAGUGCCACCGCCCCUAGGUUAUUUGUGCAAACCAGAAGACAAUAUUUAUGAUAUCGACUUCACCAGAUUCAAGAUUCGUGACCUCGAAACUGGAACGGUGCUUUUUGAAAUUGCAAAGCCAUCUGCUUCAGAGCAAGAUGAAGAAGAUGAAGAUGAUAACAGUGAGCUAGAUGCCAGUGCAGGCCGCUUUGUUCGUUACCAGUUCACCCCGGCAUUUCUCCGUCUUCGGACUGUUGGUGCAACCGUGGAAUUCACAGUGGGAGAAAAGCCAGUGUCAAACUUCCGAAUGAUUGAGAGACAUUACUUCCGAGAUCGCUUGCUGAAGAACUUUGACUUUGAUUUUGGGUUCUGCAUCCCCAGUAGCAGGAACACAUGCGAACACAUCUAUGAAUUCCCUCAGCUUUCAGAAGACCUCAUCCGUCUGAUGGUCGAGAAUCCCUACGAGACGCGCUCAGACAGCUUUUACUUUGUGGACAACAAGUUGAUCAUGCACAACAAGGCCGACUAUGCUUACAAUGGAGGACAGUAACUGUUACACGUCCGUUGGAUGCUGUGCUACUGCAAACCAUUCCGGAUAUCCAGAGGGGGACCGGAGUUACUGUCCUAUGCAGCAAGGCUUCUUGCCAAACCUCUUCUCCUCGUGUGAGACUGAAAACAUGAAGAAAAGAAGGCAGCUCAUGAAAGUAGAGGAAAUCUCCCUACAGCGCUUCCCUAUCCAACAUUCCCAUGUACCUUGCCUCUGUCUUUCUCCAUUCCUGGAUACCUUCUGGUACCUCAGUUAGGUUAUGGAUUGGAGGCUCUGCUAGAAAAUUAUUGCUGUUUCUUU
Tinamus guttatus (white-throated tinamou) is the source of this 942-nucleotide messenger RNA. The record is from RefSeq and is a predicted model, not a curated record. Lineage: Eukaryota; Metazoa; Chordata; Aves; Tinamiformes; Tinamidae.